GAAUGUAGCUGCAGAGUGAGAGACCUUCUCGCCCGAGCGGCAGUCUUUGACGAUCUUCGGUGCACGUCAAACUGGUCCCGUCGCUGGCGAACAUGUCUGCGGGCUCAGGUGGCUGUGGACCCGGCCCCGGCCCUGGCCCCGGAGUCGGGUCGGGGACCUCCAAUCCCCGAAAGUUCAGCGAGAAGAUCGCCCUGCACACGCAGCGCCAAGCCGAGGAGACGGCCGCCUUCCAGGAGGUCAUGAUGGACAUCACUUCGACGCGGCUCCAGGCCCAGAAGCUCCGCCUGGCCCGGAGUCAAGGUCCGUACUACGGAGGCUCUCUUCCCAACGUCAACCAGAUCGGCCGAAGCCCACAGGACCUGCAGGCCUCCUUCCCUUCAACUCUGGAGUCCAGUCGCACCACGCGGCAUCACGGCCUGGUGGAGAGAGUCCAGCGAGACCGCCGUUUCAUUUCGCCAGUCCGGCCGUACCGCAACCGUCAAGUGGACAGCGCUUCAUCUAAUUCUGCCUACUUGUCCCCGCCCCCUGAUCCCAGCUGGAGAAGGAAUUGGUCCGGAAUCUUCCCGGGGGAUAAAAGCCAGUUGUUCCGUCUCCCAACCACUGCACUCAACAGGUGAAUCUUCCUAUUCCUCCUCCUUCAUCUUCCUCCCUCCGUCUGCGUCAAUAAAUCUUUUUCCUUUCUUCCACUUUUCCUUCCGUCUGCCACACGGCGGUAAGUUUUGUGAACCGAUCACAGCGCACGGCGUGGCGAUGGCAUCAACGAUGGAGGCCUGUGAUUGGUUGAAUGUGAUGAUUGGCUGACUAACAGCCAAUGU
Doryrhamphus excisus (bluestripe pipefish) is the source of this 815-nucleotide messenger RNA. Lineage: Eukaryota; Metazoa; Chordata; Actinopteri; Syngnathiformes; Syngnathidae. The record is from RefSeq and is a predicted model, not a curated record.